AUGAGCGCUAUUACACGCAUGUCCCCACUGGACUUGCUAUCCUUGAACCUUACCAACCUGGACCCUUUGACGGAGAAUUAUGACCUCGGCUUUUAUUUGAACUACCUCACAAAAUGGCCGUCACUGUUUAGCGCGGUGAAAGAUCGCGAUGCAGGCGUUGUUGGCUACAGUAAGUACUUUGGUCUUUUCUCCUUCAAAAAGAGGACAUCAUAUACUAACCAAUUGGCUGCAGUUAUGGGCAAGCUUGAAGAACAACCCUCUCAUAUGCGACAGUCUGAGCACUAUACCCCAUGGCACGGUCAUAUUACAGUGUUAACUGUUGCACCCGCCUGGCGCCGAAUGGGCCAUGCAAGUGCACUUACUGAGCAACUGGAGCGCGGAUCGGAUAUAAACAAUGCCUGGUUCGUGGAUCUCUAUGUCCGCGCAGGUAACAAAGUGGCAAUAGAUAUGUACAAAGGAAUGGGCUACUCGGUCUUCAGGCGAGUGAUCAGUUAUUACAGUGACGACCCAACGGGCAUGUCAGACAGUGGAGAGGAUGCGUUUGAUAUGCGAAAGCCAUGCAGUCGAGACAAAAAGCUGGAACAUGUACGAGAAAAGGGCGAAGACUUCCCUGUACAUCCCCAGGAUGUUUCAUAA
This is a messenger RNA of Penicillium verhagenii, 636 nucleotides long. Its product is annotated as peptide alpha-N-acetyltransferase complex B subunit NAT3. Lineage: Eukaryota; Fungi; Ascomycota; Eurotiomycetes; Eurotiales; Aspergillaceae. Gene Ontology annotation, biological process: N-terminal peptidyl-methionine acetylation. The record is from RefSeq and is a predicted model, not a curated record. Gene Ontology annotation, molecular function: protein-N-terminal amino-acid acetyltransferase activity. Gene Ontology annotation, cellular component: NatB complex. The transcript has 2 exons. The coding region runs from base 1 to 636 and encodes 211 amino acids.